Prorocentrum cordatum is the source of this 6739-nucleotide messenger RNA. The record is from the annotation of a GenBank genome assembly. NCBI's taxonomy places the organism in Eukaryota, Dinophyceae, Prorocentrales, Prorocentraceae.
AUGGCGGCAGGCCGCUGGCGCACGGUGCCGCAGGACCCGCUGCAAGACCCGCUGCAGGCGGCCGACCCUUGGGAUUCGGCGGCUGCCGCUGGCGGGCGUUCGGAGAACAGUGCUGUUUCACACAUGACCGGUCCAGAGCGCAACCCCGCACUGCUCCAGAUGGCGAUCCCCGGCGACCUCACGCAGCCAGAACCGAAGUCGACCAACUUCGGUCUGCCCCUGGCGCUGCCUCCGUGGAAAAGCCACCGGUGCAGCUGGCGGUGGUCCACAGUUUUACUGGCAGAGACGCAGGACACAGAGGCGGAGGUAGCGCCGUUUGGCGCCAUUGAUCAGGACAGCAUGCUGGCAGUUUGGCGACGUUUGACGGCCGCCGCGGUCACGAAGGCGGCGCCGACAGUGAUGCUCGGAGCUGGGGGGUCUUUUGCUGAGCUGUUUGGGGCGUACCUCGAUGUGUCCAUAGCAGUGCUCGUUGUGGCGCCGUACCUCCUCACAGCUAGAGGAGCAGUGCGCCUCGAGCACUUCCUCCGGGAGGAGCCUUGGCACGUAGACAUCGACCGCGGGCUCGACUUGCACUCUGGCUGGCCGGCGGCGCAGCCGACCGAGAUCGCACCAGCUAAGCGCGCGAAGAUUGACGCCCGCAGGCUGGACAUAUCUUGGGAGGGCAUCUCCCAGACAGCGCCGCUCGCGGCCACGGGGGGCCACGACGUCGACCCACAUGCCCCGGCGGCUCUCCCUUUGCCCCGACUUCGGCGCAAGCUGCGGAGGUGCUCCGCUCUUCAGGAGCAGAGGGACGCUGGCGAGCCGCUGGAUCCACGGCAGUGCAGAGCGCUACGCCAGCUGCCGGCGCUGCGCGCUGCUGCGCGGGUGCGAGCCCCGGGCCCCCUGGCCCAGGUGCAGGACAUGGACACGCUCGCGUGCUCGAUGGACGUCCCACGGUGCCGCAAGAAGUUGGAUCGUGACGCCAUGCCGUCCUGGGCGGCCGCGCGAGAGAUGUGGUGGCUGGCCGAUCGCGGGCGCAACGUCUCCUUCAGUAUGAACGACCCCCCGCUGGUGCAGCAGCUCAUGCCCAAGUACAAGGCGGCGCGCGAGGCCAAGGACGCCGCCGCACUCCAGGCCCUGGAGCUGGUCUGUCCCGAGCUGGCCAAGGUCGCAGAGCCCAUGCCCGCGCCAGCGAUCCUCCUGGAGCAGGAACAGAUCGUGGCCAACUCCAAGACGGGCAAGGAGCUCCUCCGCAGGCUCAACGAGAACAGUAAGGCCUGCAAUGCUGCGCAGGAUGAGGACCUCCAGCUCCUCACUCCCGAGCAGCAACAGUACUGCAAGGACGCGGCCGCAGCGGCGCAGCAGUCCCAGGCCGCCCUCCAGUCCGCCACCGACGCGGGCAAGCAGGCGAGGGAGGCGGCCGCCACGCUCCGCAACCUCCGCGAGCAGGUGGCCACGACCAAGCGGCGCAAGGCUGACACGGCCUGUGGAGUGGCCCCAGGCGGCGGCGGCGCAGCCGCAGCCGACGCCUCGGCCCCGCCGCCCGUGGACGCUGGCGGCCAGGACUUCAGCAACCCCGAGGUGGUCGAGGCGUACAUCAAGACCACUGCCUCGCGCAGGACUGCCGUGGCGGGGGCCGCGGCCUCCAAGGCGCCGACGGCCCCGCCAGUGGCGCCCGCGACGGCAGCGGCACCAGCAGCGGCAACAGGGGCGGCGAUCCCAGGCAAGGGCGACGGCAAGGACGGCAAGGGCGGCAAGGAGUACAGGUCGGCCUCGGCCAGGACCCCCUUCGGCAAGAGGGACUUUGCAUCGAUUUUCUUCGGCAGCGCCACCUCGUAUUCUCCCAAGGUCAAGAGGUUCAUCGAGACGCCCGACCACGACAUGAUCGGCCUCGCGGAGCACCACCUCUGCAAGGGCAAGUGCGACCAGGAGGAGAAGCGCCUCCGCAGUUUUGGCUGGCGUUCGGAAGGGACUUGUACGCCAGCUUCUCCCUCUACUCGCUCUGACUCGGGCACCCACGGCGGCGCUUGCUGGCUGAGGAGAGCCACCUACGCCACUAGCGUCCACCUACAGGGCGCCAACCACCAGAGUGUAUUUCAGGACGCGCUGCAGGACGUUUCAGUGGUGCUCUGGCGCUUCCAGGGGGCCACGUUCGCCUUCAUCGUGUGUUACCUGGAUUGCUCCAUCGGCCUCGCCGGGACCAACGCCAGGAAUAUGACCGCAAUCGCUCGGAUUGUGAAGUGCUUGGGGAUUCCGUGGUGCUUGGUGGGCGAUUUCAAUGCCACUCCAGAAGAGCUUGCGCGCUCUGGCUGGCCACUCACCCUGAAGGCGCGGAUCCUGACACCUGAGGGGGUGAACAUCACGUGCACGUCGGGCAAGGUUCGCAUGCUGGACUACGUCGUCGUGCCCGACAGCUUCCGCCCCUUCCUCAAGAGGGUGAUGCCCGUCCAGAAGCUGCCGUGGGGCCCGCGCAUCGGCCUCGACAUCCUGGUGACUGCGAGGCCUGCCGCAGUGAUGUCACGCGCCCCUGUGCUACCAGUACCUCUAGAUGUGCCUGCAGGGGGAGUUCACGUGCCCAAGGGGAUCAAGCGCCGUCAACGCGACAGGCAGCGGCAUGCAGAACUGCAGCAGGCCAAGGAGGACUGCGACCAGAUGCAGGAGGGAGACCUGCUCAACGACGACGAGGGGCACCUCCUCGAGGACACCUACACCCAGUGGCGGCCCCAGCAGUGCAACGACCACGUCGGCGCGCCCUGGGCGGAGUACGCCACCGAGGCCCAGGAGCGCGCAGGCACUCGCAUCCCAGCGGGCGAGGAGGUCCAGGCCAGCGUCGCGUACCAAAUGGACCCCUACAUGGCGCAGGCGAUGGCGGUGCAGCGUGGAUACUGGGCCGAGGCGGCGGAGGCGCAGCUGGCCGAGCUCUGCGGCACUGAGCCCCGCGACAGAGCCCGACGUGGCCAACCUGUCAAGCACCAAUGGCGCAAAGCUCAGGAGCAGACGGCAGACUCGCAGUUCGGCCACGCCUGCGCGCAGGACAUUGGCGGCAAGUGGGUCAGCCUUAACGCCCGGGUGCAGGAACAGCUCAUCGCGCUCGGGCGCCACCGCCACACCGAGUACCAGCGCAAGGUGCAGGCAACUAAGGGGAAGUGGCGGAUGUACCUGGACGACUACAGGGUCCUAGGCCACGGCGAGCGCAUCUGCUACUCCAGGAUCUCCCCCGAGUGGCAGGCCUUUGCACUGAGGGUGCAGGCGAGAGCGGCUAGGCACGCUUGCCUGGUUUGGCAACAGACCCGCAGUGAGGUGCAAGCUUGGGCCAAGGCAAGUACCUUGGGCUCCAUGCGAGGGGGCCACCGCUAUCUCAAGAAGGACGAGGUGCAGGCCCUAGACAAGACCUGCGUCGAUCCCGACACUGGCGAGGUCUGCGACUCCGAGCAGGCCUCCACAGAGGCCAGGGCACGCCGCUGGCGUGACCGUUGGACCAGCAAGCCCGACCGUGAGCCUGCCUUGCGCGAGGCGUUGAGCGAGCUGCGGACCCUGGCCCGCGAGGCGCUGCCAGAGCGGCGCUACCACUCGAGAGACGACAUGGUAAACGCCAUCAGGACCUUCCCCAGGGCUACGGGCAAGGGCGCCGAUCAGUGGACGCCAGGCCACCUUCUCGCGGUCUCCGACCAGGGGCAGGAGGCCUUCGUCACCCUGCUCAACAUGGUGGAGCAAGCCCUGGCCUGGCCGCACCAGCUCCUCCACAACUGGUAUGCCCUCCUGCCGAAGGGCGCCGAGCAGGUGGUCGGCAACGAGAGGGAUGUCGGCCUCCUUCCCUUGCCCGUGCGCAUCUGGGGCCGCAUGACCAAGGCCGCCAUGGCGCAGUGGUGUGACAAGCGAGCUGGGCACUGGGGCGCUGCGGUGCGUGGGAGUUCCGCGCUGCAGGCUGCUUUGCUCACCGUGGUGCUUGACGAGGCUAGAGCGCGCGCCGGCGUGGCCGAGCAGAGCAACGUCUUGAUGGACGUGGAGAAGUUCUACGACUACAUCGACCUGGCCUUGAUGAUCCACAAGGGCAUCUCCCUCGAAGUGCCGCCCGUCGAGCUCUACUUGUGCUGCCUCACGUGCCUGGCGCCGCGCGUGGUCAAGUCCCACGGGGCCUUCAGCUCGACCAUCACCCCCAACGGCUCAAUCCUCCCCGGCUGCGGGAAGGCCAAGCACUGGGCAAGAGCCUUCCUCUACCACCUGUUGGAAGCAGCCCGCGCGAGACCACCUGCGGCAAGGGUGAGGCAGUACGUGGACGACGUGCACAGCCGCAUCGAGGGCGCGGCCGAGGAGGUCCUCGACCAUGCCAAGGACGUUGCGGUCACCCUAGUGCAGGGCUGCCUCGACCUUGGCUUGCGCGUCUCGCCCAAGUCCAUCCUGAUGAUGACGAGGCCCAGAGACGAGAAGGCGGCGUUGACCUACGUGUACCCGGAGACUGGCAUCCGCGCGCAGAGGGCGUCCACGGCGAAGGACCUCGGCAUCGACUGCGCCAUGGGUUCCAGGCGAAGCAAUAAGACGGCCAGAGCGCGGAUGGCGGCAGCGAGGGCAGCAGACCUCACGGGCCACACGGUGGGCGGGCGUUGCACCUCUACCACCCUCCUGCUGCGCUACCGGGACGACGAGCCCAAGAUGGCGGCCUUGGCACAGCAGGUGAAGGAGUGGUUCCACUUCUGGGCGCGCCACUCGGAGCUGCGAGACCGAGUUCGACUUGGAUGGCGGGCGGUACUCAAGAGACUCUUAUACUUGCGACCUCGUGCUCGGUGGAAGUGCGCCACGGGGCCCGCGGGCGCGAUCAUCCUGGCACUGCGCGACAUCGGCUGGAUACCGCGGGCGCCUGACGUCUGGAUCGACGACGAGGGCUCCGAGUGGCGGCACCUCGGCAACGAUGGCGGUAGCGCGCAGGACCUAGUGAAGGCGAUCAAGAGCACCGUGACGCGCCAGCUGUGGCGCCAGGCUGGGGACCACCCCCUCGGAGCGGGCCUCGGUGACGGCGGCGACCUCCAUAUGCUGAGGAUCAACCUGAUGAGGAUGUGCCGCCAGGAGCGCCACAAGGAGGCAGGCGCUCUGGAGGCGGGAGCGUUGGCAGGCAUCCGGACGGGGGCAAGGGCGCAAGCGGCAGGCUACCAGUGCUCCGGCGACUGCGAGCACUGUGGCGAGGGCAAGGACACCAUCGAGCACAGGCUGUACUUCUGCUCGGCCACCUGCGAGAUGGGGGGGGGCCCUUGGGUCGAGCGCACUGAGGGCCUCCGUCAGCAUGCGAUGCAAGACCUGUUGGAAAAUCGUCACGUUGCGUACUGGACCCGGGGGAAAGUUCCCCUUGAGUGGGUUGCCGUGCCGCCGCCGCCCGCCUGGAACUCUGGAGAGGGGUUGGGCGUUCGGGCAGUCGGCACCUUCCCCCCGAUCCUCGACUCCUCUUCGAGCGACGCCCUCCCCUCCUCCUCCCCCGCCCUCACGAAUGCAGUCUCAUUCAAUGUGGGAGCAGGUGAAUACCCCAUCCGUGCACGUCUGGCAUUCCUGGGCGGGUCGGCCACUUCCAGCGAUGCCCGCGUUUGUCGUGUGGGGUGGGGUGUCUACUUUGUGGGGGAGUGGGCGGAGCUGGAAGCGGACGACGGCGAGUUUUCUGGUUUCUUCGGGGCCGUCGACGGGGACCAAACGGUCCCCGUCGCGGAGCUGGCUGCCCUCUGGAGGGCGCUGCAGCUCUCCACGGGGCCCCUGGACAUUUUCACCGACUGCCAGCUGUUUUUUAAAGGCUGGGUCCAAGGGAAUGCCCCAUAUCCCAGGGGAUGCCACGCCAAAUGGUGGGCCCGAAUUCGGUCGGCCCUCGAGCAGCGGGGGGGCCAGAAUGUCCGCCUGCACAAAAUCUUCUCGCACUUGGAUACUGAUUCCCACGUGCGCUCUGGCCAGGAUCCUCGAUGCUCCCGCGGCAACGAGCUCGCGGAUGCCCUGGCCCAGCGGGGGGCAGAGUCUGCUGCCAACCCAAUUCGCACCCAUGUCAAGGCCCUACAGGUGGCCGACGCUCGUGCGACCCUCGUGCACCAGCGCAUCGGUGCGGUUUUGGCCCCGAUCUAUGCGGAGGUCGAACGUGGGGCUCGUUCGAAUCGGUUCGGCGGGGCGGACGAUUCGGUCGGCUCCGCUUCGGGCCUGGGGCGGAUUGGGGAGCUCGAGGAGGCGGUGCGGGGGUGGCUCCGCGCCGUGGCCGCGCUCUCCGCGAGGGGCGCUCGCCUCUGCGCGUGGCUGGCCGCGGGCCUCGUGGCGUGGGCGGCCUCUGCGGCCCUGCGGCGGCGGGCCCUGGCCCGCCCAGGGCAGCCGCCAGCACGAGCAGAGGAGGAGGAGGUGGUCGGGCGCGAACAACAGCACGCCGCAGCCUGCGGCACAGGGGUCCCAAGCCGCGCCCAGCGAAGAGAGGGAGCACGGCGGCAAGUGCCCCGGGUGCAACAACACCUUCUCGCAGGUCGUGCGGCACAUGCGCCGGUGCCAGGCGGUGGCCGCCCUGAAGUCUGCCAAGGGCGGCCUGUGCCCGGGCUGCAACAGCACCUUCCCCAACGUCCAGAAGCACAUGCGGCGCUGCUGCCCCGAGAGGCUGCAGCGCUGCGACGACCCGCAGGCCACGGCCAGCCUGCGCAAAGCCCAGAGCCCAGACGACUGGCUGGACUCGGAGGAGGUGGCCGAGGCGGCGCGAAGGUCCUUCGCGCAGCUGGCCGACCCGAUGCAGAGACGCGGGGAACAAAAACUGGCAUAA